Messenger RNA from Triplophysa rosa, 1884 nucleotides. It is a transcript of the gene mettl9, whose product is annotated as methyltransferase 9, His-X-His N1-histidine. NCBI's taxonomy places the organism in Eukaryota, Metazoa, Chordata, Actinopteri, Cypriniformes, Nemacheilidae. The transcript is spliced from 6 exons. Bases 116 to 1072 code for a protein of 318 amino acids. Gene Ontology annotation, molecular function: protein-L-histidine N-pros-methyltransferase activity. The record is from RefSeq and is a predicted model, not a curated record.
UAACACAGGAAGUAAACGUCUGACAGAAGACUCCAUUGAUUUGUGGCAGAAAUUGUUUGUUUUGCGGAUUACCCUUAACAAUGAUUUCGUCGCAUAAAUCCCACCACACCUUCAGAUGAGGACGCUGAUCUUCGUAGCGUGGGUGUUGUUUUACGUGUCAUUUCUUUUGGCGAUGAGAAGAAUGUGGGCUGGAAAGUAUGUUCGCAGUCCACUUGCUCGUAAUCUAUUCUUGAACAUGGUGACUGAAAGUGAAAUACCUGGACACGAAACCCAGAAAUGGUACCACUGCUGUCCGGAUAUGCUUGGAGAAAGGGUCCGAUCUCUGUUUGUGCAGAGCCAUUUGGAUGCUGACACAGAGGCUUUUCUCAGCAGAAGUGUUGAGAAAUCCAGUUGGCUUUUCACCCAGCUGUACCACUCACUGUUCUCCACCAUCUUUAGUCCUGUAAUGUCCCGAACGUCAAUUAACGGCUUUCUGGCACGGGGUUCCAUGUUUGUCUUUUCUAAAGAACAGUUUCAGCGUCUGCUCCAGAUCAGCCCAGAAUGGAAAGGGGAAAGAAUGUUGGAUUUAGGAGCAGGUGAUGGCGGUGUCACAGAAGUGAUGGGUGCCUAUUUUAAUGAAGUAUAUGCCACAGAGGUCUCUGUGCCUAUGAAAUGGCAUCUCCAAAGAAAGCAAUACAGCUUGUUAGGAAUUGAUGAAUGGCACAGAACUGGCUUCCAGUACGAUCUCAUAAGCUGUCUUAACUUGCUGGACCGUUGUGAUGAACCGUUUAAACUGCUGAGCGAGAUUAAGAAAUCGCUUGUGCCAGGAACAGGGCGGCUCAUUUUAGCGGCUGUUUUACCUUUUCAGCCAUAUGUGGAGACAGGUGGGAGUUGGGUACGACCCAAGGAACAUAUCAAGAUCAAGGGGAAGAUGUGGGAAGAGCAGGUGACGCACCUGUCGACUGAAGUUUUCCAGAAGAUUGGGUUUGAUGUGGAGGCGAUCACACGCUUGCCGUACUUGUGUGAGGGGGACAUGUACAAAGAAUACUACGUGCUUGAUGAUGCAGUAUUUGUGUUAAAACCUCAGGAUUAAAGCUGUGUUUAUGGAAAUCUUGUGGCAGCGCCACAAUCAAUUUUGGACAAAUUGAAAUAUUAGACAAAUAUAAAUGAAAGGGAUUAAUUUAAGUGAAUAUCAACUAAGAUACUUGUCUGCAGUACAUCUCAGGAAAAUGAGACCUGUGAAAUCUACAUUAAAUCAAAAGGAUUAUUACUGUAAUUGAACAGUGGUGUACGGUUGGUUGGGGUCUUGGGGACCAACGAACUGAACAUAUUAGUUUUGUGAAUAUGAAGGUAUUAAGGAACUCUACAUCUCAUACUGUGGUUCUGUAAGUUACACAUGUGCCUGUCCUAUCAUUUUUUGAGUUUGUAAUUUUUUAAAGACCCUUUCUAAAAUCUGAAAAUUCCUACUGUAUUAACAAUAUUCAAUCAAAUGAAUUGUUUGUUGUUUAGUGCACAGCACAAAUAUAACUGAAGCUAAUGGUUACAUACCAGUAUGUCUGUCAUGCUCUGUUAAUUAAGAUUGUGACUUAAUUCUAACAAAGAUUUUUAAAACUACUUUAGAUCAAUAUUUUGUAGCAGCCCUUAUUUGUUUUGUUUUAUUUUCAAAAAACAUCAUGAAGAGGCAAACAUGACACUUUGUCACAUACUAUGUUUAGUGAUACUACUGUAACAAAAUGUUAUUAGUAAACACAUUAGAUGUGUAGACGUGUGUAUUUAAUGUUGAUGUUAAAUAUAUGGGUGUAUUAAAAACUUCUCAAAUGAAAAUAUUCUUAAAGGUUAUGUUUAGAAAAUAUACAUGCAUGCAUACAACAUUAACUAUGUUAAUUAAAAGCAGCAUAAAAAUUC